GCUAUAUAAAGUCCGUGAUUCUGUGUGGGUUCAAACACAUUUCAAAGCUUCGGGAUCUCGACAGGUUUCGCUCAGCUUCCUGAAGCCCGAGCUCCGCUCCCGCAGCGCCAUGGCCGGCUUGGGGUUCCAGAGGCGCGGGGCUCCCGGCGACCUGCCUCGCAGGACCUGGCCCUGCACCGCGCUCUUUUCUCUGCUUUUCAUCCCUGUCUUCUCCAAAGGGAUGCACGUGACCCAGCCUGCAGUGGUGCUGGCCAGCAGCCGGGGUGUAGCCAGCUUUGUGUGUGAUUAUGGAUCUUCCGGCAAAGCUGAGGAGGUCCGGGUGACAGUGCUGCGGAAGGUGGGCAGCCAGAUGACUGAAGUCUGCGCCACAACGUACAUGGUGGAGAAGGAGUUGACCUUCCUAGAUGAUUCCACCUGCAUUGGCUCUUCCAGUGGAAACAAAGUGAACCUCACCAUCCAAGGGCUGACGGCCAUGGACACGGGCCUCUACAUCUGCAAGGUGGAGCUCAUGUACCCACCUCCCUACUAUGUGGGCAUGGGCAAUGGAACCCAGAUUUAUGUCAUUGAUCCAGAACCAUGCCCGGAUUCCGAUUUCCUCCUCUGGAUCCUUGCAGCAGUUAGUUCGGGGUUAUUUUUUUACAGUUUCCUCAUCACAGCUGUUUCUUUGAGCAAAAUGCUAAAGAAAAGAAGUCCUCUUACUACAGGGGUCUAUGUGAAAAUGCCCCCCACCGAGCCAGAAUGUGAAAAGCAAUUUCAGCCGUAUUUUAUUCCCAUCAAUUGAGAGACCAUUACGAAGAAGGAAGACCAUUUUCUGAUUUCUAGGAGCUGAGGCAAUUC
Myotis lucifugus (little brown bat) is the source of this 837-nucleotide messenger RNA. RefSeq names its product cytotoxic T-lymphocyte associated protein 4 (gene CTLA4). Gene Ontology annotation, biological process: T cell receptor signaling pathway; regulation of T cell proliferation; B cell receptor signaling pathway. The coding region runs from base 110 to 781 and encodes 223 amino acids. Gene Ontology annotation, cellular component: external side of plasma membrane; membrane. The transcript is spliced from 4 exons. Lineage: Eukaryota; Metazoa; Chordata; Mammalia; Chiroptera; Vespertilionidae. The record is from RefSeq and is a predicted model, not a curated record.